This is a messenger RNA of Struthio camelus australis, 4053 nucleotides long. The record is from RefSeq and is a predicted model, not a curated record. Lineage: Eukaryota; Metazoa; Chordata; Aves; Struthioniformes; Struthionidae.
GUAGAGGACUGUGGAGAAGGAAAGUUUAUAACCAGCAGCACCAGGAUGGACUUCCCUGCUACCCAACCAAAACCUACUGCCGAUGGUAAAAUCAUCUACUACCCUCCCGGCGUGAAGGAGAUCACAGACAAAAUUACCAACGAUGAGGUGGUGAAACGGUUGAAGAUGGUGGUAAAAACUUUCAUGGAUAUGGACCAGGACUCAGAGGAUGAGAAACAGCAGUAUCUCCCAUUAGCCUUGCACCUUGCAUCUGAAUUCUUCCUCAGGAAUCCCAAUAAAGAUGUGCGCCUUCUUGUAGCAUGUUGUUUGGCUGAUAUCUUUCGAAUCUAUGCUCCUGAAGCUCCAUAUACUUCCCAUGACAAACUUAAGGACAUAUUCUUGUUUAUUACAAGACAAUUGAAAGGCUUGGAGGACACGAAGAGCCCUCAAUUUAACAGAUACUUUUACUUGUUAGAGAAUUUAGCUUGGGUUAAAUCUUACAACAUCUGCUUUGAGUUGGAAGAUUGCAAUGAAAUUUUUAUUCAGCUUUUUAGGACUCUUUUUUCAGUUAUCAAUAAUAGUCACAACCAGAAGGUACAAAUGCAUAUGCUAGAUUUGAUGAGUUCUAUCAUCAUGGAAGGCGAUGGAGUAACUCAGGAGCUGCUGGACUCCAUUCUGAUUAACCUCAUUCCUGCACACAAGAACCUUAAUAAACAAGCAUUUGAUCUUGCAAAAAUUUUUUUAAAAAUAGUAUUUGCUUCAAGGCAAAUCUGCUAAAUAAUAAUGUUUGCAUUAUAGUUUUUUAACCAGGUUCUGGUGCUGGGAAAGUCUUCAGUAAGUGACUUGUCAGAACAUGUAUUUGACUUGAUACAAGAGCUUUUUGCCAUAGACCCUCACUUACUGCUGUCUGUCAUGCCACAGCUUGAAUUCAAACUUAAGAGCAAUGAUGGAGAAGAGCGCUUGGCUGUUGUUCGACUUCUGGCUAAACUCUUUGGCUCUAAAGAUUCUGAUCUGGCCACACAAAAUCGUCCUCUUUGGCAGUGCUUUCUUGGGCGGUUCAAUGAUAUCCACGUCCCUGUGAGAUUAGAGAGUGUGAAAUUUGCCAGUCAUUGUUUAAUGAACCAUCCAGACUUAGCAAAAGACCUCACUGAGUAUUUGAAAGUUCGAUCACAUGACCCAGAGGAAGCCAUUCGACAUGAUGUUAUUGUUACCAUUAUUACUGCGGGCAAGAGAGAUCUUUCUUUAGUCAAUGACCAGCUACUUGGCUUUGUAAGGGAAAGAACGUUAGACAAACGGUGGCGAGUAAGAAAAGAAGCUAUGAUGGGUCUUGCCCAGCUGUACAAGAAGUAUUGCCUUCAUGCCGAGGCUGGAAAAGAUGCUGCAGAGAAAGUGAGCUGGAUAAAGGAUAAACUUUUGCACAUAUAUUAUCAAAAUAGCAUUGAUGACAAAUUACUGGUAGAGAAAAUCUUUGCUCAGUAUCUUGUCCCACACAAUUUGGAAACUGAAGAGAGAAUGAAGUGCUUGUACUAUUUGUAUGCUAGCUUGGAUCCAAAUGCUGUCAAAGCACUGAAUGAAAUGUGGAAGUGCCAGAACAUGCUAAGAAGUCAUGUACGAGAAUUACUAGACUUGCACAAGCAGCCCACUUCAGAAGCAAACAGUGCUGCCAUGUUUGGAAAGCUGAUGACCAUAGCAAAAAACCUUCCAGAUCCCGGAAAAGCACAAGAUUUUGUGAAGAAAUUCAAUCAGGUUCUGGGUGAUGAUGAGAAACUUCGGUCCCAGCUUGAACUUCUAAUUAGCCCUACAUGUUCAUGUAAACAGGCAGAUAUCUGUGUGAGAGAGAUAGCCCGGAAACUUGCAAAUCCGAAGCAGCCAACAAAUCCUUUUUUGGAAAUGGUCAAAUUUCUUUUGGAAAGAAUUGCCCCUGUACAUAUUGACUCAGAAGCCAUUAGUGCACUAGUAAAACUGAUGAAUAAAUCAAUAGAGGGGACAGCUGAUGAUGAAGAGGAGGGUGUAAGUCCUGAUACUGCUAUUCGUGCAGGACUUGAACUUCUCAAGGUUCUGUCCUUUACACAUCCUACCUCGUUCCACUCUGCAGAGACCUAUGAGUCUCUGCUGCAGUGCCUCAGGAUGGAAGAUGAUAAGGUAGCUGAGGCAGCCAUACAGAUUUUCAGAAACACGGGUCACAAAAUAGAAACAGACCUGCCACAGAUAAGAUCAACACUAAUUCCAAUUUUGCAUCAGAAAGCAAAAAGAGGCACUCCUCACCAGGCAAAACAAGCUGUUCACUGUAUACAUGCCAUAUUUUCAAAUAAAGAAGUGCAACUUGCACAGAUCUUUGAGCCUCUUAGUAGAAGUUUGAAUGCUGAUGUACCAGAACAACUUAUAACUCCGUUAGUCUCAUUGGGUCAUAUUUCUAUGUUGGCCCCAGACCAGUUUGCUUCUCCAAUGAAAUCUGUUGUUGCAAAUUUCAUCGUGAAAGAUCUCCUAAUGAACGACAGGUCAACAGGUGAGAAAAAUGGAAAAUUGUGGUCUCCAGAUGAAGAGGUUUCUCCAGAAGUUCUAGCAAAGGUGCAAGCAAUUAAACUUUUGGUACGCUGGCUCUUGGGUAUGAAAAACAACCAGUCAAAAUCUGCAAAUUCCACACUCCGGUUAUUAUCAGCUAUGCUUGUCAGUGAAGGAGACUUGACAGAACAGAAGAGAAUCAGUAAAUCUGAUAUGUCUCGACUGCGAUUAGCUGCUGGUAGUGCAAUAAUGAAGCUCGCACAGGAACCCUGUUACCAUGAAAUAAUUACCCCAGAACAGUUCCAGCUCUGUGCACUUGUCAUUAAUGAUGAGUGCUACCAAGUGAGGCAGAUAUUUGCCCAGAAACUGCAUAAGGCACUUGUGAAAUUACUGCUCCCUUUGGAAUAUAUGGCAAUCUUCGCUUUGUGUGCCAAAGACCCUGUGAAAGAGAGAAGAGCACAUGCCAGACAGUGUUUGCUCAAAAACAUCAGUAUACGAAGAGAAUAUAUUAAGCAGAAUCCCAUGGCUAAUGAAAAGUUGCUAUCCUUGCUGCCUGAAUAUGUGGUACCAUAUAUGAUUCACUUACUGGCACACGAUCCAGAUUUCACAAAACCUCAGGAUGUUGAUCAGCUUCGUGAUGUCAAAGAGUGCUUGUGGUUCAUGCUUGAAGUUUUAAUGACAAAGAAUGAGAACAAUAGCCAUGCCUUCAUGAAAAAGAUGGCAGAAAACAUCAAGCUUACCCGAGAUGCUCAGUCUCCUGAUGAGCCAAAGGCCAAUGAAAAACUUUAUACAGUAUGUGAUGUAGCACUGUGUGUAAUCAACAGCAAAAGUGCUUUGUGCAAUGCAGAUUCACCGAAGGACCCUGUGUUGCCUACCAAAUUUUUUACACAACCUGAAAAGGAUUUCUGCAAUGACAGGAAUUACAUUUCGGAAGAGACAAGGGUUCUCCUUUUAACAGGAAAGCCAAAACCAACUGGUGUACUAGGUACAGUAAACAAACCAUUAUCUGCUACUGGAAGGAGACCAUAUAUUAGAACCACAGGAUCAGAGACUGGAAGCAAUAUCAGUGUGAACUCUGAGCUGAGCUCUUCUGCAGGAAACAGAUCAAGGGAACAAAGUUCAGAUAUAUCAGAAACUGGGGUCAGCGAAAAUGAUGAAAAUCCUGUGAGGAUUAUUUCAGUCACACCAGCAAAGACAGAACCUGUGAAAAACAAGGAAAUUAAUUCUGAUCAGGCUACACAAGGAAACAGCACUGAACGUGGGAAAAAAAGAACGGCAACAGCAUCUGGAACUGAGAACAUUCAUCAAAAAACAGAAGAAAAGAAUGCAGAAGAAACAGGGCCAUCACUCGCAGCAAAAACCAGGAGAGGGCGUCCACCCAAACCUGAACCUCAGGGCACCACUGCAAAAAAUGAGGAAACAAGUAAACCACCUGUCAGGGGAAGGAAAAGGGCAGCAGUCAGUCAAGAAAAUCCAGGAGGGUUAGAAGCAGGUAAUGCCAAAGCACCGAAACAGCAAGACACAGCAAAAAAGCCAGCAGCAGCACAGAGACAAAUUGAUCUACAAAGGUAA